GCGGUGGGCCGGGCAGGGAAGGGAAGAUGGCGGCGGCGGAGCGGAGCCGAUCCCCGGUUCCAGGGGGCUCCCCGGUGCCGGCCUGUAUGUUCGCCCCGGAGCCCGGCUCCCCGGGCGGACGGCCUCGCAUGGCGGCGGCCGCCUGUCCCCUCCGUGCCGCCCUCGACGGCGAGGACGGCGAGGCGCUCAACGGCGAGCCCGAGAUCGACCUUACCAGUAAGCUGGUGAUGGUGAGUCCAACUUCAGAGCAAUAUGACAGUUUGCUCCAGCAGAUGUCAGAGAGGAUUGAUGAGGGAUGUGGGGAGACCAUCUAUGUCAUUGGACAAGGAUCAGAUGGGACUGAGUACGGUCUGAGUGAGGCAGACAUGGAGGCGUCCUAUGCCACAUUGAAGAGCAUGGCAGAGCAGAUCGAGGCAGAUGUCAUCCUCCUGCGGGAGCACCAGGAGGCAGGGGGCAAGGUGCGCGACUACCUCGUUCGGAAACGUGUGGGUGACAACGACUUCCUGGAGGUCAGGGUAGCAGUGGUUGGCAAUGUGGAUGCAGGGAAGAGCACCUUGCUGGGUGUCUUGACUCAUGGCGAGCUAGACAAUGGCCGGGGCUUUGCUCGGCAAAAGCUCUUCCGCCACAAGCACGAGAUUGAGUCAGGCCGCACCAGCAGUGUGGGCAAUGACAUUCUGGGCUUCGACAGCGAGGGCAAYGUGGUGAACAAACCUGACAGCCACGGUGGCAGCUUGGAGUGGACAAAAAUCUGUGAGAAAUCCACCAAGGUCAUUACUUUCAUUGACCUGGCUGGUCACGAGAAGUACCUGAAAACCACCGUCUUUGGCAUGACUGGCCACUUGCCUGACUUCUGCAUGCUUAUGGUUGGGAGUAACGCUGGGAUUGUUGGAAUGACCAAGGAGCACUUAGGCCUGGCGCUUGCACUUAACGUUCCCGUCUUCGUUGUGGUGACCAAGAUUGAUAUGUGCCCUGCCAACAUCCUGCAAGAAACCCUGAAGCUGUUACAGCGACUGCUGAAGUCCCCAGGGUGCAGGAAGAUUCCCGUGCUGGUUCAGAGCAAGGAUGAUGUCAUUGUAACAGCCUCCAACUUCAGCUCAGAGAGGAUGUGCCCAAUUUUCCAGAUUUCAAAUGUUACUGGGGAGAAUCUAGAUUUGCUGAAGAUGUUUCUUAAUCUCUUGUCUCCACGGACCAGUUACAGGGAAGAAGAGCCAGCAGAAUUCCAGAUAGACGAUACUUACUCUGUCCCGGGUGUAGGAACAGUUGUCUCUGGGACGACGCUGAGAGGUCUCAUCAAGCUAAAUGACACUCUGCUGCUGGGGCCAGAUCCCCUUGGCAACUUCCUCCCUAUUGCUGUCAAGUCCAUCCACCGCAAGAGGAUGCCUGUCAAGGAGGUGCGGGGAGGCCAGACAGCAUCCUUUGCAUUGAAGAAGAUCAAGCGUUCUUCCAUCCGGAAAGGCAUGGUAAUGGUGUCACCCCGUCUGAAUCCACAAGCAUCAUGGGAGUUUGAAGCAGAGAUUCUGGUGCUCCAUCACCCCACCACCAUCAGCCCACGAUAUCAGGCCAUGGUGCAUUGUGGCAGCAUCCGUCAGACGGCCACGAUUCUCAGCAUGGACAAGGACUGCCUGCGGACAGGGGACAAAGCCACGGUGCACUUUCGCUUCAUCAAAACCCCGGAAUAUUUGCAUAUAGACCAGCGGCUGGUSUUCCGGGAAGGCCGCACCAAAGCUGUGGGUACCAUCACAAAGCUACUCCAGACCACCAAUAACUCACCAAUGAACUCCAAGCCACAGCAGAUCAAGAUGCAGUCAACAAAGAAGGGAGCUGUUACGAAACGAGAGGAUGGUGUUCCUUCUGGGACGGCAGCUGGAGGCCCAGCCGCUGGGGAUGAGGCCCCCUCAACAGCUGCAGCACCAUUGACACCUACUGCCCURCAACCAUUGUCAAAAGUCGGAGGAGGUGGCCGUCGACGUGGGGGUCAGCGCCAUAAAGUGAAAUCUCAGGGAGCCUGUGUGACUCCUGCCAGUGGCUGCUGAAUUUCUUAUUCCUCCUCUCUCUGAGGAAUUCCUCCCCUUCCCUUCAUUUCUUAUCCAAAAGAUCCAGAGCAGCUUAAACCAAAACCCAUCCCAGCUGAUUGGCUGCAGAAGAAGCGAUGGAGAGGAGCAUAAUUUAUAAGCUAAUGAAGGUGAUAAGACAGAGAACUGAGUAACUGACACCUUCCUCCUCCCCCUGUCGACACAUUUUUGUACAUCAUGGGCUUAGUUUUUAUUCUUAUUAGUUUUUAUUACAUUUUGUGUGCAUGAAGAUGAGAGGAGAGUCUGGAUCGAGCUGCAAAGAGCCAGUUAGUUGCCUCCCUCCUCCCUCACCCCUUUCUGACCACAGGACUUGCUGCUCUCUCCCUACUUGCUGUCUCAGAUCCAGGGGUUAUCAAAUGCCUGAAAUUUCAGACUUGCAAAGGUUAAAACAGGUUGUUAAGGGUGGCUCCAUGGGGCAUUGUUUCAUCACCACUGUGGCCUCGUGCCAAAUAUGUUUUUAAUUCCCUCCCGCUGAAACUAUUUCUGAAUGGAUUUAAUUUAAUGUUGUAAUGACUGAAGUUUGAAGGAGAUGGUGAGAAAGUUCUUUAGUUGAAGAUCUAAGAGGGAAACAAAUUGGAAAGCAGUUGCUGAUGUUAAGUUCAGGGAUCCUAUGCUCAGUAUCCUCAAAUAAUGUUGAUAGCACUUAAAAUUUUAAUUAGCAACAGAGUUAAAUGGGCAGACAUUUAGUCACCCUGUUCCUCUCCCCAUCGUGCUGCUUUUCCUAGUGUUUGUUCAGUGCACAUUGGAGCAAAUCUAACCUGCCUCUCAAGGCUGCAGCAGCUCCACUGACAGUAUUAACAAUAGCGCAGGAGCACUCAGUCUGUCCCUUGAGCCAGAGAAAGCCUUCUCACCUCGAUGGUCAGAGAUCACAGGUGGCAAGAUACCUUUGGAACAGAUACACCAGGCUAACGUGACCUCCCCUGGAUUUUGUUUACUCUGAGAUUUUCAGAACCUCUUUGGAACUCACUGGCCAAACUUUGCCAUGGCAGAGGUAGGAUUCAUCUACUCCCUUCUUGGCCAAAGAGGGCACUGAUGAAUUGGUACCAAAUUUAUAAAAGCACUUCCAAAGCUGGAAGUACAUGGUCAUUUUUCUGACUUCCAUUUAAUUUUUUUUUUAAGUUUUUUUUUUUUUUAAUGAGAAAUUCUGGCUUCUCCAAGAAGGCCAUGCAAGGACAGUUUACAAAUUACUGUUGGAAUAUUUUUUUAAACCAUUUAAUGAGUUGUUCAAGUGAUUGAUUCCCUGCUUAUUUUGAUCUUUUUUUUCUAACCCUGCCUCCUCACUUGGCUCCAGUGAGGACAGGAAUUGUCCUCUGCUGGUUUGUGGUGAGCUGUGGGAGCCUGGUAGCAUUUUGAGGAGGAGGCGGCAUCCUCAGUAAAUCAUGGCUCUCCCCAGCAGGUGUGGUCAGGCUCAGUUUCUCUGAGGGCUUCCUCCUCCAAUGAAGGACUUUUAUUUUAAUUAGAGGGAGACUGUAAAGUUUCUGUCCCUCCUUAGCGRGUUGUUCCUGUUCCUCACUCUGUGUCACCUGUGUGGAGUUCAUUCCAGUUCACCUUGUGACUCGGGGUAGGCUUCCAGGCCRGCUGACUGGCAGAGCGCAUCUCCCACUGCCAACACCAGCACUCCAAGAGCAUUAAGCGGCAUGGGAGAGGUGGGAAGUGUGGUUUGGAGACGAGGGCCCUUUGCCUUAGAGACUGCAGUGGCCUGAGGGUGGGUGGAAGGGGGAGGUCAGACAAUCCUUUUCCAAGCUAUGUGCCUAAAUACCAGCACUCCUGGCGAGGGAGGAACUAUAGGCGGCUACAACACUAAUAGCACCCGCAUUGUGAGAGGGUGUGAGGUGUGGCUAAGCAGGGCAUGAGGGCCUGGCCUGUUUGUCUUCUGGCCCUGUAGCAGCACCAAACUGCAUCUGAUUUCACUGCCCUCUGCUUCUGAGGGGAGCAGGGAGCUCCAGGCGGUUUUCUUUCUCCAUUCCUUGUGCUCCAAAUGAAGGGGACUGCCGAGACUGAAAGAAGGUUCACUUCAAUUUGUGCAAAGGAGGUGGUGUUAUCUCUCUUUUGUGACCAGCAUUUACAGAUCACUCAGGCUGGUGUGAUCUAUAAAAUAAAUUUUAAAAAAGUUUGUUCCAUGUAAAA
Molecule: messenger RNA, 4199 nt
Organism: Malurus melanocephalus (red-backed fairy wren)
Lineage: Eukaryota; Metazoa; Chordata; Aves; Passeriformes; Maluridae
Gene: GTPBP1
Product: GTP binding protein 1
Exons: 12
Coding region: 27-2033 (668 amino acids)
Biological process (GO): translational elongation
Molecular function (GO): translation elongation factor activity; GTPase activity; GTP binding
Source: RefSeq, a predicted model, not a curated record